AUGAACGAGAAUAAUUUGAACCAAUUUACGGUCGUCCAGCUGAAAAGAUGGCUUUCAGCAUUGGGCUUAUCAACCCAAGGUGUUAAAACCGAGUUGAUGGCUCGUCUAGGGCAGAUACCGCCAGAACAACGAGGUCAAGUACCAGAGGCAGAAGUUGACCAAAAUGCUGGAGAAGAUCAAGCUGGCGUCUCUGGAACAGAACGUGAAGAGGUUAACACCAACCCUGAAAGGGCAUCGCAGGCACAACAGGAUGGCGUCUCCGGCGAUGUUGCAGACCUGGACGACCUUCUAGAAAUUAUCACGCAGCUGCAAACAACAAUUAUUGCGCAGCAGAAUGCGUUGCGGCGAGCGGAGACGCGUGGCGCCAUGCAGCAACAACAGUUAGAAGGGAUCGCCAUACAACAACAGCAACAGCAGGCUGAAACUUGCGGUACCAUACAACAACAGCAACAGCAGGCUGAAACUUGCGGUACCAUCCAACAACAACAACAACAGGCAGAGACACACGUUGCGCGCGAACAGCCAAUUGGAGAUGCAUCAGAUGGCAACGCCAGCAAUCCAACUUCAAUCGCUAUAGGAAACGGAUUAGGUGGCAACGUGGAAGGUGAACGGAAUGAAACACAGGGAGUUCCAUCGUCCAGGGCUGGAUCAGCAGCUUCACUCUCGUUUGCCAGAGAAGCUGCCAUCGACUUCGACGGAAACAUUUGUGCACGCAACUGGGUGGAUCACCUUAAGAAAAUAGGCCAAAUCUACAACUUAGAUAAUGACUGCCUAAGAAUGCUACUCGUUACCAAAUUAAAAGCAUUUGGAAACACGGCGUCCAAAUCAGAGCGUCGCCGCAAAUUCGAGCAACGGAAAUGGCAAAAGGACGAGAGAUUCACACUGUAUUUCGAGGAUAAAACAAUGAUGUCCCAAGCCAUCAACAUGGACACUGAGGAACUGCUCGAACAACUCAUCGAAGGAAUCCCAUCUGCAAGUUUGCGUGAUCAAGCCCGUAUUCAAAGGUUCGCAAAUCCGGAGCAGAUGCUGCUAGCAUUUGCCAAUAUACGUCUUCCACAACAGCCCGGAACAUACGCACCCAAGAAGUCGACGUUGGAAGCGACACAGAUCAACAACUUGCGCUGCAGGAACUGCAACUCGAAGGGCCAUUUCGCCAAGGAAUGCCGCAAGCCAGCAAGGGCACCUGGACCUUGUUUCGCAUGCGGAGAAAUGGGUCAUUUUGUGGGAGAAUGCCGCCAGAGGAAGAGCAACACCUACAACAAUAGCAACAACAACAACAACAAUAGCAACGACAACAACUAUCCAGUACUUAUAAAGCCGCGGGGUAGCCAGGAGGAAACGGUACGCCCUGUUGCGGUUGAUGCCCAUUUGGGAUCUGCCAGGCCAGAAGAAGCAGAGACACCCAGUCCUAUUCCUACGCGAGCUAUGACCCCGAACAUCAAUGCCGGCGCGGCCAUUAGGAUGGAGACGGUAGAAAACGACGAACAGCAAAAGGGCACACUAUUGAGUCCGGCGCAACAAAGCUUCAUCGAUCGGGAACUGGCCUUAUUCGAGAAGCUGCAUGGGGUGUCUCACGUCGCCGAGCACAUUAUCGUCACGCGCGACGACAAGCCCACGGUGGACACCGGCGCGACAGCGAGUUUCAUCAGCAAAGAGCUGGCGGACAGGCUGCAGGCGGCAGGAAAGGUUGGACCCACAAAGAGGCAAGUACGGAUGGCGGACGGUAGAUGCGGAGACGUAAAAUCGCAGUUAGAAAUUCAAAUCGGACUUGGCACAAGAAAAGUGUCGAUGGAGCUGCUGAUCCUCCCAGGAUUGAUUGACGAACUGGUGCUAGGAUGGAACUUCCUCACCAAAAUCGGAGCCGAGGUGAAAUGCGCAGGUCACAGAGUGAUGAUACCGGCGAGGGACAGACACCGAGGCUGGCUAGAGGAAAAACUGUCGGUAGCAGUCGUGGAAGCCGCAAAUGAAUUUUCGGAGAAGGAUGUGGACCAGUUUUUAAAGACCGAGUUGGAGAGCCUGGAAAAUCUGCAAGGCACGUCAAACGUGGCAGUACACAGGAUCACCAUGAAGGACGAUCAGCCGGUCAAACAGCGGUACUAUCCGAAGAAUCCAAAAAUGCAGGGCGAGAUCAACGCCAAAGUAGACGAGCUACUUGAAAAGGGAUGCAUCGAACCGUCAAGGAGUCCGUACAGCUCACCAAUAGUCAUGGUGAGAAAGAAGACCGGGAAAUGGAGGCUCUGUGUGGAUUUCAGGCAGAUCAACGCAAAAUCCGUGAAGGAUGCAUAUCCAAUGCCGAUGAUCAACUACAUCCUGGACCAACUCCGAGAAGCUAAAUAUAUUAGCAGCCUCGACUUAAAGGACGGGUACUGGCAAAUACCGUUGGAGGCAGCCAGCAGGCAGUAUACCGCAUUCACAGUGCCAGGGAAAGGCCUGUUUCAAUGGAAAGUUAUGCCUUUCGGUUUGCACUCGGCAUCAGCAACAUUCCAGCGGGCGUUGGACUAGGUAAUUGGACCUGAAAUGAUGCCGCACGCUUUCGCGUAUCAGGAUGAUAUAAUCGUCAUCGGACGGACACUAGAGGAGCACAUGCGGAACCUAAAGGAAGUAUUCAGAAGGCUGCGAGCGGUAAACCUGAAAGUAAACGCGGAUAAGUGUAAAUUCUUCAGGAAGGAACUUCAAUACUUAGGGCAUCGCAUUACAGACCAGGGCAUCGGGACGGAUCCGGAAAAGGUAUCAGCGAUAGCAUUGCUAAAACCACCGGCAAAUGUCAAAGAACUACGGCAGUACUUGGGAGUGGCGUCGUGGUACAGGCGUUUUGUGCCAGAUUUUGCCACGCUAGUGUAUCCGCUGAACGCCCUUCUCCGAAAGGGUGUCAAAUGGGAAUGGACCGACGACCACCAGCAGGCCUUUGAAGCUGUCAAGGCAAGAUUGGUCGCCGACCCAAUUUUGGCAUGCCCGGAUUUUUCAAAGCCGUUUGUGCUGCAGACCGAUGCCAGCGAUUAUGGGCUGGGCGCCAUUCUCACUCAAAAUUCCGACCAGGGUGAGCGGGUGAUAUCCUAUUCCAGCCGGACCCUAAACGGGUCGCAAAAAAGUUACUCCGCCACUGAAAAGGAAUGUUUAGCAAUCGUGUGGGCCAUAAGGAAAUUAAAGCCAUACCUGGAGGGAUACCACUUCAAAGUGAUAACAGAUCACAUGGCUUUGAAGUGGUUGAAUAGCAUCGAGAGCCCAACCGGAAGAAUCGCGCGGUGGGUACUGGAGCUCCAGCAAUACGACUUCGAAAUCACAUACAGGAAAGGCCAGCUGAAUAUUGUGGCGGACGCACUGUCGCGGCAGCCCUUACCCGAAACCUGCCGAAGGUUGAAAACGAAGUCACCUGGUCAGUCAGCAGAACAAGCCGAAUGUAGCUGGAUAAGGGACAUAAGGGGCAAGAUAGCACAGAACACCCAAAAAUAUCCGGACUAUUUAGUGGAGGCCGACCGGCUGUACUGGCACAUUCCUUACAGAGCAGGCAACGAGGAUGUGGUCGCAUGGAAGCUAUGCGUACCAAGCGGGUCAAGGCAGCGAGUCAUGGUUGAGAACCACGAUACGCUGACGGCCGGACACAUGGGCAGCCGGAAGACGAUCGCGAGGGUGGCAGCGAGGUAUUAUUGGCCGGGCAUGCACCGCGACAUAAGGAAGCACGUGCGGAACUGUGAGAGCUGCCUCAGGUACAAGCCCAGUCACCUCCAGGCUGCCGGAAAAAUGCUCACACAGAUCCCAGAGGAGCCCUGGGCCACAGUAUGCGCCGAUUUCGUUGGGCCGCUUCCUCGGUCGAAACACGGGAACUCGAUGCUACUAGUGCUCGUAGAUCGGUUCUCGAAGUGGACGGAAAUAGUGCCAAUGCGGAGGGCUACCACGGAGACGCUGGAAAAGGCAAUCCGGGAAAGGAUUGUCUCAAGGUACGGCGUGCCGAAGGUCUUAAUCACCGAUAACGGGGUUCAGUUCACGAGCAGGGCGUUCAAGCGGUUCCUGACAGAGUUGGGAGUGCGGCACCAGUUCACAGCCCCGUACACACCACAAAAAAAUCCCACGGAGAGGGCCAAUAGAACUGUAAAAACAAUGAUCGCCCAGUUUGCCGGACAAGACCAGAGAACGUGGGAUGAGAAAUGGCCAGAAUUGCAGCUGGCCCUGGCCGUGAACACUAGUGUAGCCGAGUCCACAGGGUAUUCGCCGGCAUUCGUCACGCAGGGUAGAGAGCCCAGGUUACCGAGCGCGUUGUUUAAUGAAGAAACCACCGGCACAGGAAGGGAAACCCAGACCCCGUCGGAGAAUGCGAAAAAAAUAAACCAAAUCUUCGAGCUGGUCAGACGGAACAUGGAGAAGGCGGCGCAGGAUCAGGCGCGCACUACAAUCUCCGGAGGCGCCCUUGGAAAUCACAGAUUGGAGACACGGUAUGGGCCAAGGAGCACCAUCUAUCCAAGGCGGCAGAAGGAUUCGCGGCGAAACUGGCCCCCAGAUACGAGGGACCGCGGAGAGCGAGUACCGUUACCGGUACACGUCUCCGCGAAUAACGGAACCGAGGAUACGCGGAAGAACCGAGGUUUUCGUCAGCGACGGCGCUGCAUGGUGCAGGUCUUUCCAAACAAGAUCGUCAUCAUGAGCGCACGUGAGAAUAACACCCAACAGCGAGUGGAGCACGAGGUGAGGGGGAGCGCGCCAGGAAACAGCCAUUGGCGAAGUGGAGACAGGACUCCGAUUCCGUUCUCCAGCUUCUGGCGUCCCCUGGUGUCGCGAUCCCCGUCACCGGUCAGCGAGGCGGACGAGGAGUCCACCGGGGAGAUCUCGGACGUGGAGCUACCGUCCGAGGAGGAGGACCCAGGCGCAGACGCGACGGAGAUCGCAGAGGUCGUUUCCAUCUCUUCCGACGAGAGUGGACCGGAGGACGCGAGUGAGGAGGAGGAGGAGGGGACGGAGACCGUCAGUCCCGAGGUGUCGUCGGACGAGGACGACGUGACGCGGCGAGCUGCGAGGGAAAGAAUGAUCUUCCGCCGGUUGAGCAGGGCGACGGCAGGGCUCGGAGGGAUCUGCCUAGGGCAGAUACCACCGUCGGACGAGCCCAAAGAGUGGGCAGACGGUCACGUGGACGUGGCCCGCGCCCGAGGAGGCAGCAGAGGAGGCCAGGAUGCGAGAGGCCAUCGAAGCCAUCGAGUGGCGGCGCCCACCGCCGCUGAGCCCGCGCGAUCCGAGGGCCAGGUCGACGAAACGCGUCGCGGAGACGGCCGAUCGCGCGGGGCUGGAGGUGACGACCGAGGAGGAACGCGAGGCCCAGGAGGGGCUGGAGAAGGGGCCAUGGGAGUGGCCCACCCCGCCGGAGACGUCGCGGGACACGGCGCCACCCCGAAGCUGGCGCGGUAG
This is a messenger RNA of Drosophila elegans, 5391 nucleotides long. RefSeq lists its product as uncharacterized. Gene Ontology annotation, molecular function: zinc ion binding; nucleic acid binding. The record is from RefSeq and is a predicted model, not a curated record. Gene Ontology annotation, biological process: DNA integration. NCBI's taxonomy places the organism in Eukaryota, Metazoa, Arthropoda, Insecta, Diptera, Drosophilidae.